Aureobasidium pullulans EXF-150 is the source of this 346-nucleotide messenger RNA. RefSeq lists its product as uncharacterized. The transcript has 2 exons. Lineage: Eukaryota; Fungi; Ascomycota; Dothideomycetes; Dothideales; Saccotheciaceae. The record is from RefSeq and is a predicted model, not a curated record. Bases 5 to 244 code for a protein of 79 amino acids.
GCUAAUGUGGUCAUUUGUAGUCUUCUUGCGCCUGCGCCCUGCUCGUGCUGCUGCUGGCGCCCCUGCUGGCGAUGGCGGUUUGGCUGGAGCUGUUGAGCUCGUAGACCUCCGCUCCCGUGGCCCUCGUGACCGCGCCCCUGCUGGCAGCGCUGUCGCUCUUCUCGAGGAGGGUCGUGCUGAACCCGAGCCUGAGCCUGCUCAGCAGUACGUCUCGAUGAGACUGAGAGAUAUGCGUGGUCAGUAGGGGUGAGAUGCCGUUGGUAUGCCUACCUAUCGUUGCUGCCGUUGCCGCCGUCUCUUCCGCUGUUGUAAGAGUAGUAAAUCAAUGCUAUCAAAAGUCAAGAAC